GUGUGAGAUCAUUACUGCUGGCUUUAGAGAGUUGGCCGCGCCAAGUCGCCGUCCGAAGCCGCGCAAAGCCGGACGCUUAAGCACGUUUGCUCUCCAUUUCGGGAGUGGAAAGUUCUUUUUCGCGUGUGUACCUAAUUAUUUCGAUUAAAUUGGACAAUGACAUUGAGGAAUAGUGAACGGGUUGAGUCAGGCACAACCGAUAGUGAUAAGGUGACACGAAGCCGUUGAAGAGACUCUGCUGAUAAGACCUCGAGGGUUUGUUGCUGAACGUGAUAAAACACAACCAAGUUCAAUCGAGUUCCAGGUUGUCACCAUGAACAUAUAGUGGAAUUCUACAAAGUCGUUUAAUUUUAAGUGCCUACACCAGCAGUAUUACGCAAGCUUGGUCUCGAAAUGGCCUCGCCGGAAAACGAUGUGGUCUUUGACCGUAUUAUGGAGAUGGUCGGCGAUGACGGCCCCUUUCAGAAGCGUUACAACCUGAUCUACAACGUCCUCGCCGUGCUGGUCUUCGGCAUGACCGUUGUGAACAUCCUGCUCGUACUAACCGUGCCCGACCACAACUGUAACGUUCCCGGCCGGGAACUCCACAACGUUACAUCCGUAGAUCGUUGGAGGAACCUAACGCUCCCUCGCGAACUCAACAGUCGUGGCGAGUCCAGCUUCAGCUCCUGCCGGAUGUACAACCUGUCCAAGUACCCCGAGGGAACAACCCCAGAUCAGUGGGUCUUUUACCCCAACGAAACAACAAGCUGUCUCUACGGCUAUGAGUACGAUCGGGAGUACUUUGACCGGACGCCGGUCACCGAGCAGGACUGGGUCUGCGAGAAGGAACUUCACCCGACGAACGUGUUUGCGUUCAUUCGGUUCGGCGAAGUCAGCGGGACGUUCGUGCUGGGACAGCUGGGCGAUAGGAUCGGCCGCCUUCCGGUGUACCUCAUCAGCCUGGCCAUGGGCGCCCUGGGACGAGCCCUGGCCGUAUUCACCGCCCCGCACUACGGCCUGUUCACGCUGCUGGCGUUCGUGGGCAGUUUCGCGUCCAACACGGGCUUCCAGUCGCCGCUGAUCGUCGCGAUGGAGAUCUCCAAGGAUGAAAACAGGGCGUCGCUCUCGUUGUGGCAACUCGGCGGUUGGACGGUUGGAAUCUGCGUGGCCCCGAUGAUUCUGUGGUGGUGCCGGAAUUGGGUGUGGCUACUGUUGGGGACUUCUUUGCCUUUGUUGGCGUUUUACUGCUUGCCCCAGUACAAUAUUGAGUCUCCGAGGUGGUUGGCUGGCCAGGGCCGGUAUCCGGAGUGUAUUCGGAUGUUAAAGAAGAUCGCAAAGGUGAAUGGGAAGAGGUUCGAGAUGACGGUUGAAGAACUGCAGGAGAAGGCCCCGCGGAAGGAGUUUGAGAAGAUGUACGGCAUUGUGUCGCUGUUCAGCGGGAGUCAUAUGGCCAAACUGACGAGUCUGUUGCUGGUUGGUUGGAUCUGUAACACGAUCCCGACGUUUACGCUGCUGUUGCUGUCGACGCAGAUGGGCGGGAAUCCGUUUAUGAACUUCUUCUGGCAAGGAGCGAUCGAACUGCCGGCCUAUCUGUGUGGACAAGUUCUCUGUGACCGCAUCGGUCGCCGCUGGACCAACAGUGUCGCGUUCCUGUGCAACGCCCUGUCCUGCAUUCCGGUCAUCUUCAUCAUCCACCACCCGGGAACGGAACUCUACACCUCGAUCUUCGCCGUCGUGAUCAAGUUCUUCGUGUGCGUUACCUACUUUGCCCUGUACCUUCAAUCCUUCGAAGUCUACCCAACCCUACUCCGUCAGACUGGAACAUCGUUCGGAAUCAUCGUGGCGAACAUUUUCGGUGCUCUCGGACCGUACAUCGUGUUCCUGGGGACGAGUUUCGACAUCCGGCUGCCGUUUGUGGUGCUGAUGUUGAUCGGGCUGUUGGGCUUUGUGACGUCGAUUUUCCUGCCGGAAACCCUGUACCAAAAGCUGCCGGACACGAUGGACGAAGGUCGACGGUUCGGGAAGAACCAGCGCUUCUGGACCAUGCCAAGGAGACCGAGAACGGAGCGGGCUCAGAGUCCGGGGGAGGUGGAGAAGCUGAAUCAGUCCUGAAUCUCUUGCGGGUUUUAGUUGAGGUAUUCUAGGACGAUCCAGUGAUGCAAAUAGAAUUAUUCUAGUAAAUGACAAAUAUGUAUGUACAAAAGUAUAAUGUAAAUAAUAAACUAACAUGAAUUGAACUAAACAGAAGGAGAUAAAAGAUAGCUUCAAAUGCAAAUAAAAAGAAGGCAAACCGUAAAAA
Molecule: messenger RNA, 2281 nt
Organism: Culex quinquefasciatus (southern house mosquito)
Lineage: Eukaryota; Metazoa; Arthropoda; Insecta; Diptera; Culicidae
Product: solute carrier family 22 member 5
Exons: 2
Coding region: 394-2094 (566 amino acids)
Biological process (GO): transmembrane transport
Cellular component (GO): membrane
Molecular function (GO): transmembrane transporter activity
Source: RefSeq, a predicted model, not a curated record